UCUGGAAUUGACACAGAGGGGACAAGAGGCCGAGGCAGGCUUGGUGCCGGAAUCCUGCCUCUGGAGUCCUUUCCUCUGUGCCUUCUUGUUCCUGAGACUUUCUUCCUAAGGUCACAAGGGAAGGUAGCAUGAGACAGAGCUCAGCAGUCUGAGGUUUAAGCAAAUGGUCACUAUGCAGUCUAAGGAAGUGCUCAAUGGUCUAUGCUGAUAUUGAGGUACUGGGCUCCCAACCUGCCUUGCAGACCAGGAAAGACUGAAAUGAAUGAAACUGUGCCUGCACGCCACCAAUCCCAGCCAUAGAUUCAGGACCAUCUGUGUCCUCACCUGUGAAAAUAGUCAAUUAUGCGGUCAAUUAUGCAUCAACCCUAGGCACAGCUUAUGGAGGGCGGGGAGCACUGAGCCAAACGUUUCUCUCUCAUUGAGUCUCAGAGGCAAAAGGGAAGCCCUGCUUCCCUGUAAUCAACCCCACAUCUAAAGAGCCCCCAGAGAGGCCCUGGAUCUCUAGCCUGAUCUUUAUUGCAUGGUCAACAGAAGAGCAGAGAAGUUCGCAUGGAGUUCACUGUGCUCUGAGGCCCUUCGUUUCAUCUUCCACGAGGGAGCUCUUAAGUUCCUUGUCCUGCAGCCAAACUCGGGCCAGUGUUCAAGCGCCCGGCUUAUCUGACUUGCACAUUAAUUAUCUUUUAUUACACCAGUAGGCCUUUGCUGUCCCUUUCCCCUUCCUGAGAAGCCACGUGACCCCAAGGAGACACUUCUCAAGUGCAUGCUGAAGGGAAAGCACCUUCAAUAAAUUUGUCUUAAAGUUCUGUCUGGAGUGGACCAGUUUGAACCCCAAGCUGUCCCCAGCCGUGUCAGAGGCCUCCCAUCUACCAAACAGAACUGUGUUGAGAUGGAAUGAAAAAUCUUACAAAAACUGAAAGUGAAAUGAGGAAGACAGAUUGAGCAAUCAAUGGAAGGCCGGAGCCAGUGAACCAACUUCAGGGUGGCAAAAGAUGUAGAAGAGAGAAAGUCAGGAGAGUGCUCCUGGGGGAGCCCAGCCCUGUCAUGCCCUGAGGGCAGCCUCCGGGGACACAGACGACAGGAAAUGACCCACCCCCAUAGUCACUUACUCCAAAGACUCAGACCUUCAAAGUAUUCAUCGUGGAAUGGAUGAGGCUGCAGACACCCAGCGGCUGCGCCUUUCCUUUUACCCUGAGAAAGGAGAAGAAAUGAAAGUGGGGUGUGUUCCCAUCACUCCGCAGAAGGAGGGUGCCUGGGUGGGGGUCUGCAGGGAUGGCAGGCUGCUGGCCGCGACCCUCCUGCUGGCCCUGUUGUCCAGCGGCUUCACAGUGAUGUCCUUGUACCGGUUGGCUGCCCUGCAAGCCGACCUGACGAGCCUGCGCACGGAGCUGCAGGGCUACCGAAGCUCCGCAACACCUGCGGGGGCGGAGGCUCCGGGGGCCACCGCGGGAGCCCAGCUCCUGGCACCGGCAGCUCCUGGACCCCACAACUCCAGCCUGGGCCGCAGAAACAGACGCUCCUUCCCGGGACCGGAAGAAACAGUCACUCAGGACUGUCUGCAGCUGAUUGCAGACAGUGACACGCCGACUAUUCGGAAAGGUAAUGACCAGCCCUGCUCUGUGUCCACUUGGGCCUCAGUCCGGUGUGGCUUAUGCUGGUCCUACACGUUUGUCCCAUGGCUUCUCAGCUUUAAAAGAGGAAACGCCCUGGAGGAAAAAGAGAACAAAAUAGUGGUGAGGCAAACGGGUUACUUCUUCAUCUACAGCCAGGUCCUAUACACGGACACCAUCUUUGCCAUGGGUCAUCUCAUCCAGAGGAAGAAAGUUCAUGUCUUCGGGGAUGAGCUGAGCCUGGUGACCCUGUUCCGGUGUAUCCAGAACAUGCCAAGAACGCUGCCCAACAAUUCCUGCUACUCAGCUGGCAUUGCGCGGCUGGAAGAAGGGGACGAAAUUCAGCUCGCCAUACCUCGGGAGAAUGCACAGAUCUCACGGGAUGGAGACGGCACCUUCUUUGGUGCCCUGAAACUGCUGUGACCCACUUAGGGGACCGUGAGGCCCUUCCCUCCUCUUCUCUGUACCUCCGAGGGGAGAAUGAGCAGCCGGCAACACUCAAGGAAGAGAAAGUCCUCGCCGAAACGCUUCUUGUGAGCUGCUUAUUUUGGUUCACUGAGUCUGGUAACAGACAGCCGCAAUCAAAGUGUGUGUCAUGUGAUUUACAAGAAAUGGAGCGCACCACUCAGAAAGUCAGGACCAGGAGGGCUGUGCUCUCUGCUCGAGAAGAGGCCCCGCAUCGCUAGGUCAUAGGUCAUCGGAGGUCGUGCAAAGUCUCAGGAUUCGCCCCCUCCCCAAACAGACUCUUCUCUUCUCCAGCUAAUGCUACAGAAACUUUUGUUGUUUGUUUCCGUUUUGCAAAUCUAGGAGUCAUGAACUAGGUAUAGGCAAAAGUACUUACAAAUUCAAGUUUAAGAUUAACGUCAUCAAAAAAGUUUAAGUGUCAAAUAAUUGGACAGGAAAAAAGCUGACUAUUGAAGUUUUCUUGUUUCUUUUCUUAGGUCAAGCUUGCAAUUGUUUCUGGUGUCUUAUCAAAGCACUCCCUCAUUUUGGAUCACAUUUGCAUUUUGUAAUAGCUUUCAGUUGCUUUAUAAAAUGUUACUGUAGACACAUCUGAUGUGCACAGAAAUCACUAAUGUGAAACCUUAUCCCGCUCACAUAAGCCCUGCUUUGAAGGUGCAUUGGUGGCAGGGGAGAGAUUCCCUGUGCUGCUGCCUCAGUUCCGGUGAGGAUCCCUGAGGGAAACACCCACCUUGUUUGCUCUGCAGCAGUUGAGGUUUAAGCCGGUCACAGAGCAUGUGACCUUAGGGCGAGGCACAUACGUGAGCCCCAUGAGGAGAAUGUCUUAAAGGGGUUUCUUCACAGACAAUCAUGCUUGACGUUUCUGUGUAUUCAUCCUUCAUUGCGUCCGUUUCCUUUGCAUUGUCUUCUGUGUUACUAGUUAAUUUCUCUAAAUACUUUGUUUCAUUAAAGAGGCAGUGCAAGGAGA
Meriones unguiculatus (Mongolian gerbil) is the source of this 3036-nucleotide messenger RNA. It is a transcript of the gene Tnfsf13b, whose product is annotated as TNF superfamily member 13b. Gene Ontology annotation, biological process: immune response. Gene Ontology annotation, cellular component: membrane. Gene Ontology annotation, molecular function: tumor necrosis factor receptor binding; receptor ligand activity. The record is from RefSeq and is a predicted model, not a curated record. The coding region runs from base 1143 to 2030 and encodes 295 amino acids. The transcript is spliced from 6 exons. NCBI's taxonomy places the organism in Eukaryota, Metazoa, Chordata, Mammalia, Rodentia, Muridae.